GGGGGAUUUUUUUUCGAGUAACACAGGAUAGAGCUGUCAAAUUUGAUAUGUGGAUAGCUAGCUUUUAAAUUGUUCUAAUCCUGUUGUUUCAGACAUCCAAUCGGUGUCCUCAUCUCGAUGUGAUGUCGGAUAAACGUCAGCGUGCAAGGGUCCAGGGCUCUUGGGCCAAACCAAUGCCCAAACAACCACGUCCAACAGGAGCAAUUCCCAAUUCCAGCACUGUUGUGAUACCAAGUGCCAAUCCACCACCUGCUGGUUGGGGAGUGGGACAGCGGAUGUUUGAGUAUCAACAGCCCGCUAAGCCAGUCAGAAAUGUCCCUACGGAGAAGGUGAUGGAAAUGGGGGGUGAUUAUAAGAUCAGCCAUGGUCCAUCAGGAGUGUCAAGACUGAGGCUGAUCCAUGGGUUCCUACCACCAGAGGAGGCUGACUGGGCCUUCAGUAAACUGCUAGCAGAGCUGCCUUGGUCUCAAAAGACUAACUACAGACAAGGUGAGGCCUACGAGGAGCCCAGGUUAACCUGCUGGUAUGGAGAACUCCCUUACACAUAUGCCCACUCUACUCUGGAGGCCAACGCACAGUGGCACCCGCUGCUGGUCACCCUGCGCUGCGCCGUAGAGAAGGCGAGUGGCCACCGUUUCAACUCGCUGAUGUGUAACCUGUAUAGGAACUGCAAAGACAGCAUCGGCUGGCACAGUGACGACGAGGCCGCGCUGGGCACCCGGCCCACCAUCGCCUCCCUCAGCCUGGGAGACAUGAGGGUGUUCAGCCUCCGCAAGCAGCCUGCACCGGAGGAGGACGGGGAUUACACUUAUGUGGAGAGGCUGCGGAUCCCUCUAACUCACGGCACUCUCCUGAUGAUGGAAGGAGCCACUCAGGAUGACUGGCAGCAUUCAGUGGCCAAAGAGUACCACGACCGAGGGCCUCGCAUCAACCUGACCUUCCGCACCAUGUACCCAGAGCAUGAGGGACCGAGACCAAGAGCCAGACUACCACCCCAACACUAAACACACUGUCCUUCACAAACACCUUCACACUUCACACUCUGGGUGGGACUGCUAUAAAGAGUAGAAAUGGGAGAUUGUGUGGAGGAGGAGGAGGACAUGACCUCGGCCCUUGAUGGACAUUGUUAAAUACACUUUAUGGGAUAGUGAGGAAGACUAGUGUUGACAUCAGGAGAAAAUACAAGCUUAAAACCACCUGACAAGAUUUGUAAGGAGUUGUCAACGUUUACAGUUAUGCUCACUAAAUAUGUGGAGAGCAAUGUUGUUGUUUCAUUGCAUCAUACGGUAGAUUUAAUUAGGUAUUCUAUUUACAAUUACAAGUCAUCAUUUAAUACCCCUUGGUUUGUAGCCUUUCGAGAGAACAUCCCAGCUAUAUAAAAUGUGAAAGAACAACUACAGUGGCCAAGUUGACCAAAUUAUAGCCCCGUUUUAUUUUGUAACACUAAAGGAUGAAGCUGUUGUGUUGAAUGUUUGGUAAAUUAAAAACAGAGCGAGAGAAUCAUA
This is a messenger RNA of Oncorhynchus nerka (sockeye salmon), 1505 nucleotides long. Its product is annotated as alkB homolog 3, alpha-ketoglutarate dependent dioxygenase. Gene Ontology annotation, biological process: DNA alkylation repair; DNA repair. Lineage: Eukaryota; Metazoa; Chordata; Actinopteri; Salmoniformes; Salmonidae. Bases 123 to 1004 code for a protein of 293 amino acids. The record is from RefSeq and is a predicted model, not a curated record. The transcript is spliced from 10 exons. Gene Ontology annotation, molecular function: dioxygenase activity. Gene Ontology annotation, cellular component: nucleus.